AUGCUUCGCGAGGAGGCACGAGAGAGAAAGACGAGGCGAAAUGGAGGUCUUGAUAUGGAGGAGGAUCGAGUCGGGACACCAGCCGUUCUCUGCGUGGGGACGACAGCGCCUAAGCGGUCAAAACGGCGUCCCUCGGAGGCCUGUCGCGCACCUUAUCGUUGGUCCGUCCGCCCACGAAGCUGUAUGCUGUCUUGGCUUCUUCUCCACGUCCUUCUCUCUCUCCUUUUCUCUCCACUGACCUCCUCUUGUCUAUCCCCCGUUCGAACGCCUGACGCCCGUUUUCCUCAAGCCUCGAAAGGUCGAAGGAAUUCUUCCCUCUCUUCUCUGUCGGCUCACCGUUCCUACCGCAACCGGCUUUCUCCGUCUGCCGCUCUCUCUUCGUUUGUCUCUCGUUCUCCCUCUUCGCAUUCCAAGGCCGUGUUUCUCCCCACAAACAAAACCGCGCCUUUCGGUCCUCUCGCCACUACGUUUCAUCCCUCCUUUCUCUCCAGCGCCUUCCUUUCCCGCGCCUUGUGCUUCGCCUGCGCUCCCCAGGCCGUUUCCGUUCCCUCUCCAUCCGCAAAUUGCUCCGGCGCGGUUUCCGCUUCGCCUUCCACUGCGGCGGCUCUUCCUCGUGUUUUCCGGUCGCUCUCAUCUCGCGUGUUUUCUCUCGCGUACCCGAGCUUUCUCAAGGAGCCAUAUACAUGCAGCGCCUCGCGCCUCUUGAGGCAGCGGGCACGCGAACGACGCGUCAGCCUGCUGGAGUCUCUCGCCUCGCAGGCGCGACUGUUGCGUCUCCACGCGCAGGCCGGCAAACGGCGAAUUCCCGGGCUCGGCACAAUUCAAACUGACAACGCAAACACCAGGGAAGGGAGCGAGACGAAAAAGAGCGAAACGACUAAGCAGACGGGGAAGGCGGAGAAGACGAACCACACGAGGGACACAACGAAGGACAAGGGCACCGGAUUGCGCAUUUCCACGGAGAAGCCGGGCGUUUUUUGCGAAAAGGCAAUUGAAGGAGCGGGGAAUCUUGGAAGGCGCGCUGCAAAGGCGAGCGAGGAGAGAGAGGGGAGAGACCGACUUGGAGGCGAAGGAACUGAGGAAGACGGGAAGACAACAGGAAAGGCAAGUGCUGGUGCUAGGCGAGCCAACCCAAGACACCGCGCAGCGACGAAGCGAGACGCGAGACGAGCCGGACAAAGGCAACGGAGUGCGGCAGAGAUAACAGCAAGAAGCAAGACACACACGGCAGCUCGGACACGCGCCACGGCGCGGUUGAAACCAGAGGGUAAAGGUGGAAAGGACGAUAUAAGGCGGAAGGCGAGAAACGCGGGGGGAACCGUCAGGAACGAGACGCACGGAAUCAAGGGGGGCUGGAAUUCCGAGGAACGCGAGGCGAGAGCGGGGCAGAAAGUCCAUCUGGUUCUUGUCGAGUCUCCCGCGAAGGCGCAAACGAUCGCAAAAUUCCUGCAGGAGGAGGAAGCGAUUUUCGUCGUCCGAGCGACGCGUGGCCAUGUACGCCAAUUGGAGCGCAGAGCCGGCGCUGUCCUGGUCCGCGACGGCGACGUGUCCUUUGCCUGGCAACCGAUUGGGGGCCGAGCGUCGCCGUCAGUCUCUUCGGCGAUUUCGGCGGCUUCGCGAGACGCCCAAAAAGCGCCGACAGACGCUGGGAACGCUCAAGGCGACUCGGCUGCGAAAACGCGGAAACGACGGAAAGGCGACUUGGCGUUGCGGGCGGAGACGCUCGAGGAAGAGGCUUCCUUUCUGCUGAGAAGCGUCAAAGACGUUAUAAGCGAAUUCAGGUGUAUCGACACUCUGUUCAUCUGCACGGACCCCGAUCGCGAGGGCGAAGCGAUUGCGUGGCACAUCUACGCCUCGCUCAAACGCCAAGCGGAGCAAACAAAGCUGCCGGCAGACUCUCCCAGUCCCCUCCCCGACGCUCCGCCAUCUGUCUCGUCUUCAAUCUCCUCUGCCUCUUCUCUUCUUUCGUGCAUUAAAGCGAUACGGCGUGUGCGCCUCCACGAGUUGACUCCGGCUGCUGUCCGCCAAACCCUUUCGUCGCGGGAGGAAGGCGAAGACGCUCGACAAAGCGGAGAGGACAACAACGCCAAAGGCGCGAAAGAAGAGGGCGAUGAGGAGGCGGAAGAGAAGAAGAGCACAGGGAUCCGUCAAGGCGCGACGCCCUCCCUGGAAGGCCUGAAUGAAAAUCUCGUCCACGCGUACCUUGCGCGACUCGCCAUCGAUUUUCUGGCUGGUUUCUCGCUGUCGCCGCUCCUGUGGAGAAAGCUGCCGGGGAGCAAGAGUGCAGGGCGAGUGCAGUCGGCGGCGCUGAAACUCCUCGCCGAUCGCGAGGCCGCAAUUGAAGCCUUCCAACCUCGCUCCCUCGCCUCCGUGCAUGCGCUCGUGUGCCUCGGUCGUCCGUCGCCUGGAAGAUCUGGGAGGACUGACACGUACUCGGGACACGAACAAACGCGAGACGACAGACGCGAUGCUGGCGACGAGGGUGAAGAAGCAAGAGAAGAAGAAGGCAAUGAAGGAGAAGGGGAAGGCAAUGACGAAGAAGGGGAAGGCCGGGGAUGUUCAGCGAGAGCAGCGCGGAAGGCCGGCAGCUCUCAGGGGGACAACGGUCCGCAGCAAGUCGCAGUGCAUCUGAAACUCACCGUUUUCAAGGGAAAACCCUUCGCAGCCUCGCCGUCACCGACUACCGCUUCAUCCUCUUUCGUCGCCUCCUUCGAGCCUGCCUCUGAAGCUUCACAGGCGGCCCCUCCGCAGUUUGUUGCGGAAGCGGAGGAGACGGCAGGAGAGGCGACAGGAAACAGCCCGCGCGAAGCGAGUUGCAUGCAGGGAGGGGACAGUCGCGAAGCAGAAGCUGGGGAAACGGGGCAAGCGGAACGCCCGGAGUCAACCGCUGAGGUGGAUGUGGAUCGUGCGAGAGAUGACAACGAACGACAGGAGGACGCCGAGAACGCAGGGGACGCCGAAGCGGUUUUAGAGGAACUGAUGCGCAUGCGAUUUGAUCGCCUGGAUCUCGUUGUCUCUUCCUCGGACCUGAAGCCUCCAAGUCCCUUCCGCACCGCCACCCUCCAGCAGGCAGCUUCUCGCCUUCUUGGCUUCUCUCCCGCGACGACGAUGCGACUCGCCCAGGCUCUCUACGAAGGUGUGAGCGACCUCGGAGGCCUUAUCACGUACAUGCGCACAGACAGCUCGAGCCUCUCGUCUUCGACUCGCGCGGACAUCCGUUCGUUUAUCGCUUCUUCUUUCUCGCCUUCAUUGCUCGGCAACGAGGAAGAAGAGGAACAUGGCUCAGAGAAGCAGGCGAAAGGCGCGAGAAGGAAAACGCGGGAGACUCCGCUGUUUGCGCAAGAAGCGCACGAAGCCAUCCGACCUACGAAUAUCGAGCUGAACCCCGAGGCCCUCCGCCGGCGCCUCGCGGCCGGCCUGCCUCCUCAACAGCGCCCCACGGCCGCGCCCGCAAGGGACAGCGCUGGAGCUCCUGACGCGGGAAAGCAGCCGCCAGAGUCGGAGGAGAACGAAGGUGAGGCAACGAUAAACGCGAAAAGCGAGAGUCUGAGCAACGCACACGUCGCUCUCUACGAGCUCAUUUGGAGACGCACCGUCGCGUCUCAGAUGGCUUCGGCCCGGCGACAGUCCCUCAGGAUCUCGCUGGUCUCUGGCCCCCCUCGCGAGGCAAGCGCGAGCAACGAAACCGCAGAGGCUCAGAGCAGCAGCGGACGUAGGAGGAGCAAGCGCGGGGUGCACACGGAGACUGAGUCUGACGACGGGGCGAAGGAAGAUGCGACUCGCAAGGAGAGACGCCGAGAAAGGCCCGAGGGUGAAGGAAACAGCGAGACGCGCUUCGAAGCCGAAAUAUGCCGGACGGUCUUCAACGGAUUUCUGGACGUGUAUGCAUUUGCGCCGUCGGCACGCGACCGCGCAGAGAGGGAUUCCGAGGACGAGGACGACGAAGCAGAAGACGAAGACGCAGCGCGAAGCGAGCCAUCCUUGCCUUCUUCGACGGCCGACGUCUUCUCUUUCUUCGACGCGUACAGCCCCGUGUCUUCGCGCCUGAAUCUCCGCGGAUUCCGAGCGCCUUCUCGGGCGGCGAUCACUGUGCCUCUUUCACCUUCCCUGUUUUGUCAUUCCUCGUCCUCGACCUCUUCCUCGUCUCCGUCCGCUUCUCCAUCGCCUUCCUCCGAGGCCUCGCUGGCCUCCCUUCCAACCCCGUGGUCUCCUACCUCUCCAGUUGUAUCAUCUUCUCUUCCUUCUUCUCUCGCUUCUGCUGGUCUGCCGUUUAGCUCUUCUUUGCAGUUUUAUGUUUCCCGGAAGUGCACGCGGCCUCCGCCGCGUUACUCGGAAGCGUCGUUAAUUAACACCCUCGAGAGGCUGGGCAUCGGCAGGCCCUCAACGUACGCCUCUGUGCUCGCCUCGCUCUCUGAUCGCUGCUAUGUCUACCCCACAGCCUCCGCUUGGAAGCGGGCACAGCACGGUGUCUCUGCCUCGUCUCUGGGACUUGCCUCGGCCGGUUCUGCAUCUGCCUCGCGCUCUCCAGUCGGCACUGCUGCGAGGCAGGCGGCUCGCCCAAGACGCCGGAGCCUCCUCGCCCCGUCGCCCCGCGGCCGGCUCGUCGCUGCCUUCCUGGAGGCUUCCGUGCCUUCCUUCGUGAACGCAAACUUCACUGCAAAUCUGGAGGAAGCGCUCGACUCUGUGGCCGCCGGGAGCGACGACUGGGUCCGCGUCGUCCACGCCGUCUGGGAAGGUCUGAACGCGAAGAUUGCGGAGGCGGAGAAGACUCACCCGAAAGCCGUGAGGGACGCGCUGGAACAAACCUUGGCGCGGAUGAUCUUCGGCGAAGCGAGAGACAGAGAGGAGACCGGGGCGACAGACGGCGAACGCAACAAAGAGGGCGAGCCAAAGGACCGGGACGAAGACGGUGGGGAGCCGAGACGCGAAGACGAGACACAAGGAAGUCCCGAGGAAGGCGGACACAGGGACAGCGAGGUGACGAAGCCUCGAGCCGGAACCGAGGGCGAUGGAGGAAACCCAAGCGACUCGAGCAACGAAGGAAACGCGAAGCGUGAAGCUCCAGUUGCACGUCAGAGCUGCCUAGAUAGCCCCAUGGUCGUCGCUUCUCUCCCUUCGCCUUCUGCCUCGUCGCCGUCUUCGACUUCGUCGUUGUCUCCUUCCCUUUCGUCGUCUGUCACUUCUUCUCCGUCUUCCUCCGCGUCUGCCGUUUCAUCUUUCGCUUCGCCUCGAUGUCCUUCAUGUGCCGAAGGGGUGUUGAAGCUGCGCAUUCACUCGCGCGGAAUCUUUGUCGGAUGCAGCGCGUACCCCAAGUGUACGUACACGCAGCAGGUGCCGCCUCCCCAGAAGCGGGAGAAGGACGAAACGAGCUUAGCUGCCGAAUCGUAG
This is a messenger RNA of Neospora caninum, 5388 nucleotides long. Its product is annotated as putative toprim domain-containing protein. The transcript has 6 exons. Gene Ontology annotation, cellular component: chromosome. The coding region runs from base 1 to 5388 and encodes 1795 amino acids. Gene Ontology annotation, molecular function: DNA topoisomerase type I (single strand cut, ATP-independent) activity; DNA binding. Gene Ontology annotation, biological process: DNA topological change. Lineage: Eukaryota; Apicomplexa; Conoidasida; Eucoccidiorida; Sarcocystidae. The record is from RefSeq and is a predicted model, not a curated record.